CAGUCAGACGUGUGCGCGCGGCCGAGUGCGUCGAGUCUGUAACCCGAGCUCAGAGACAGCAGUCUGACUUAGUUGUCGUUCACUGUGUGCUGGAACAAACACGGAUGGACCCACACGUUAACUUUUUAUGAAGAUAUCACUGUAACUUAAUUAGCUGAAUCGCCAUGAAGGCCCAGGACUGGUUUAUUGUCACCUGCUGCCUCUGUGCCCUGAGCGCAAUCGCAGGUGCAACAGAAGCAGAAAAUCAGCUGAUGAAGAAACUGUUUUCUUCAUACAAUAUUAAAGUGCGUCCUGCAAGGAGCCCAGAGGAAAGAGUCGUUGUGAGGAUAGGCAUGACCCUUUCAUCAUUCGUCAGCCUGAACAUGAAAGAUGAGGAGAUGAACACUAUUGUUAUAAUGAACUUGGAGUGGAAUGAUUAUCGCCUGUCCUGGAACCCAAAAGAUCAUGGGAAAAUUGAUGUGUUGCGCAUCCCAUCUGGAAAAUUGUGGCUUCCUGAUAUUGUUCUCAUUAAUAACAAUGAUGGCGUAUUUGGUGUAGCUCUACAGGUCCACGUGCAGGUCUACAGUAACGGCCGUGUGACGUGGACUCCACCAGCUCUUUUCAAGAGUUCCUGCGGGGUAAAGGUGACAUACUUUCCUUUCGACUGGCAAAAUUGCACCAUGGUUUUCCACUCGUAUACAUAUGAUUCCUCAGAAGUGGAUCUGCAGCAUGGCCUUGAUAAGAAAGGAAAUGAAAUCCGAGAGAUAAUCUUCGACACAGGCUUUAGUGAGAGUGGCGAAUGGCACAUUCGUCACAAGGUUUCUAGGAAGAAUGUGCGAGAGGACCUGUAUGAGGACAUCACCUUCUACCUGAUCAUCGAGAGGAAGCCCAUGUAUUACGUGUUUAACAUCGUCCUGCCCUGUAUCCUCAUCACCAUCAUUGCCAUCUUUAACUUCUACUUGCCACCUGAUGCAGGGGAGAAGAUGGGCCUUUCCAUCAACGUACUGCUGACUUUAACUGUUUUCCUGCUUCUGCUGGCCAACAAAGUCCCAGAAACAUCACUGGGUGUUCCCAUUAUCGUCAACUACCUGAUGUUCACCAUGGUCCUGGUCACCUUUUCUGUCAUCCUCAGUGUUGUGGUACUAAACCUUCACCAUCGCUCCCCCAACACACACCAAAUGCCCCUUUGGGUGCGCAAGAUAUUUAUCCACAUGUUGCCUCCUUACCUGGGCAUGCUGCGACCUAAAGUGGAGACCCCUCUGUUUCUUGAGAAACCUGCCAAAAAGGAGAACAUCCAAGCCAUCAGCAGAGUGGCCGAUGAGUACUUCAUCCGCAAGCCCAAUAACACCAACUUUCUCUUCCCCAAACCCCACAGGUACCAGCCUGACGGUCAAUGCACCGACCAGAGGAAGUUCAUUGACGGCCCCAGUCAUUACCUCUCCCUUCCUCCAGAUCUCAAGUCAGCCGUAGAGGCCAUCACUUACAUCGCAGAGCAGCUGCAGGCGGAGAAAGAUUACGAGGCUUUAAAGGAGGACUGGCAGUAUGUUGCCAUGGUGGUUGAUCGACUCUUCCUCUGGAUCUUUGUGAUUUUUACCACCCUUGGGACACUGGGCAUUUUUGCUGAUGCCAGCUUCAAUGCCACCCCUACUGACCCCUUUCCCUAAAUCUUAUGGUUGUUCUCUCUAGCCUUGAACUUUUCACCUCUAAAACAGUGGCAUGAGAUGUGUUAGACACUGCUGCGUGUUCAGUACACAUUUAUGGUGUUGUAAUGAAACCGAAAGAGCACAGCAAUUCAUUCACGCAAUAUUUCUGUAGUUAAAGCAGUCGUAAAAGCAUAAAAACAGUUAUACUGUCACUGAGUUAAGUGGGAUUUGUUAUAAUCACUUAUAUAUA
Molecule: messenger RNA, 1872 nt
Organism: Carassius auratus (goldfish)
Lineage: Eukaryota; Metazoa; Chordata; Actinopteri; Cypriniformes; Cyprinidae
Gene: chrnb1
Product: cholinergic receptor, nicotinic, beta 1 (muscle)
Exons: 11
Coding region: 165-1643 (492 amino acids)
Biological process (GO): monoatomic ion transmembrane transport
Cellular component (GO): postsynaptic membrane
Molecular function (GO): acetylcholine-gated monoatomic cation-selective channel activity; transmembrane signaling receptor activity
Source: RefSeq, a predicted model, not a curated record